UGAAACAACACAUACAUUAGAGCGGAGAAGGAGAUGAAGUGUUAAAGGGGCAGUAACCGAUACCAAACCAACGCAUUUUGCAAGAAUCAGUGGAUAUUUUUGAAUCAGGUUUUGGCUCAGCCCAGGCUCUGUAAAUUGAAAACAAAAAAUACGGUGCAGACCUUACUUGACAACUCUGGGAUUUUGGCGUAGUGGUUAGUGCGUUGGUAUCCCAUACCUAAGGUCGCAGGUUCACUGCCCGGCCAGAGCAAAAUCAUAAAUAACAAUAUAGAGAGAAUCAAGCUUUCUCCAAAAUCACUUACUGCCCCUUUAACUGCUUUUCACUCGUUCACAUGGACUUCGGUUUCUCGAGGAGUGUCAGCAUCGUUGAGCUUCCUGAGAGUAGCAGCCAACAAGUUCCAGAGAACAGAGAAGCGAUUCCUCCAACAAUCUCCACCGAGCUAAGGAUCUCCCUCAAAACGUGAAUGCAUGAAUGUCUGCUGCUCCCAUGAAAAUGGGCUAUGCGAAUGUCAAAUGAUAGUGUUAAGAAAGGACAUGACCCUAUACAAAUAUGUCUGGAAUUGCCCGAGAUUUACACUUUGCCAUGGCUGACUCUCACUACCGGCCAAAAUCCUUGUGGUUCUGCUAAAAGUUUGGAGGAUUUAAAAUUCCAAUACCAUAAGGAUUGUAAAGAAAAAACUAAUCAGUGUGCAUCUGUCAUAAUAGUGGGUGAAAAUGGUACAUUCAAUCAUGAAGUCCCCAAACCGCUAUAUGAAGAGAAGAAACACACAGAGGUGAUUAUUAUUGAAGCAGUUGAUAAAUAUCUUGAUGGAAAUUAUAAGAACCAAAGACGCAAAGAAGAAAUUAUUGUGAUUUUUACGUACAAUAGCCCAUGUAUGAAGAGAGAAAAAAAGAGCAUUGAGCCUUGCAUGUCUCAGCUUUUUAAAAAAGCCCAUCAAUGGAACAGAGAUUAUGGAUUUUCUGUUGUGAUCUUAUUCACAAAGUUUUGGGGACCAAUUGGACCAAAUACAAUAAAAUUCACCGAAGUUGAAAUCAAUCAGCUUUAUUCUUGGUUCAGAGAGUUUUCCAAUGUUCCUAUUCAGGUAGAUAGUAAAGAAUUAUGUAAAAGAUUUAAAGACAUUAAACAGAAUCAGUUACUGUCCGUGGUUCCAAAAGAAUAUAAAGAAAAAGUUAGAUGUGAUUUAAAAAAGUUUAAGAAGGAUCUUAUGGACCUGACAGAAAUCAAACAACCUUUGACCGUUAAACAACUUUCUGAAAAUGGAGAGGAAGUAAUUGGUAAUUUAAGACAAGUAAUGUGUUAUUUCUCAGAAGAACUCGUACCUUUAUCCAAUAUUUGGCAUGAAGCGGUAAAAAGCAGUGCAGUGAAACGUAUUAAAGCUAAAAUAACAGCAGAUGGCAACUCUGAAAUAUUUAAAUUUCUACAAAAUCGGGAGUCCACUUCACAGAACAGGGACCCGAUAUCGAUUUAUCAGAUCUCUCAAAAUCUCUAAUCUGCCUCUUUUCAAUACCUUUAAUGUUUUUUUUCUGCA
This is a messenger RNA of Scophthalmus maximus (turbot), 1529 nucleotides long. RefSeq lists its product as uncharacterized. The transcript has 3 exons. NCBI's taxonomy places the organism in Eukaryota, Metazoa, Chordata, Actinopteri, Pleuronectiformes, Scophthalmidae. Bases 501 to 1490 code for a protein of 329 amino acids. The record is from RefSeq and is a predicted model, not a curated record.